This is a messenger RNA of Striga asiatica, 537 nucleotides long. The record is from the annotation of a GenBank genome assembly. NCBI's taxonomy places the organism in Eukaryota, Viridiplantae, Streptophyta, Magnoliopsida, Lamiales, Orobanchaceae.
AUGUACAGGCAACACGCCGGCGGCCCGACCUCCAUUGGCUCGGCCUCACAUCGCCAUCCGACUUCCAUCCUGCGUCCGGCCACAACGCCGCUGACCUCAACUUCCUCUGACGGAUUCCGGUUUCUCCGGCAACCGCGUGCACACCCGCCGGAGAAGACGACCGUAUCAUCCCGCCUGCCAGCAUCCAUUGACCGCCGUCUCCAUCGAUCCCCUCCCUCGCUCGCCGGAGUCCCCUCCAUCGGCGCUCCCACUGCCGCCGACUACCCGUUUUUCGUCACCUGCUCCUUCAACCUCAUGCCGGAGUUUUGCUGCGCCACCACGAUGAAUCCGCCACCGGCAACCACGCCUCUGGUCUCGGUGCUCACAGGCUUCCACCGCCUUCAACGGCAGCCACGCCAGAGCUCUUCUUCGUCCCUCCGGCCACUUCAUUCGACCAGCACCAGACCGACCGCCCCUAACCGUCUACAGCGCCAUGGUCGAAAUCACCAAAAUCAUCUACUUCAUCUGAUCAAGUUCCCAUCACUCUUCUAUAUCUAA